Molecule: messenger RNA, 1490 nt
Organism: Verruconis gallopava
Lineage: Eukaryota; Fungi; Ascomycota; Dothideomycetes; Venturiales; Sympoventuriaceae
Exons: 2
Coding region: 19-1131 (370 amino acids)
Source: RefSeq, a predicted model, not a curated record
UUCGACGCAACUGAUAAAAUGAGCAACAUUAAUAUUAGCAAUGGCACGUGCUACUCAGCAGCAGGUCAGAAGUUAGACAGCAGCUUCAUCCCAUGUGGCAACACCGCCUUUGGUUAUCAGACAUGUUGUGGAGCAGGAGAUAACUGUUUGGCCGACUUGGCCUGCUUUGGCAUCCAUGGAACUGGCUACGGCAGCUAUCUGACAUACAUGGCCGGAUGUACGGACCCAAAUUACGAAGAUGCCAGCUGCCCGAAGAAAGACGUCGAUCAGCCAUGGGUCGCCCUCACAUUAUGCGACAACAGCGGCGGCGCGUGGGCCAUCUGCUCGCAGAUAGGCAAUCCUACAACGCUACAGCCGGGCUCGUACUGCAGCUGUACAAACUCGGCUUCGGCGACGAUCGCUUUCAAAGAUGCCACCGUUCUUGCCAACUAUGCGUCUUUGCCAAAGAGCACAGGCGAGACCAUCUCCUUUUUCGCGGGUCACAGUCCAACCGGUUCUCCAACAGCAGAAGGUUCGACGGCAGCAGGCUCAACCAGCGCUGGAUCCUCGGUCUCCACCACAACCGGCAGUACAAUAGGAACAAACUCUGCGGCGACAAGCACAUCGGGGUCAGACGGCUCAUCGCCUGGAUCGGAAAGCCCCCAUUCACCAACAACAACAACAGCAGAGAACUCCACAAGCGCAACUCUGUCCGGCGGGAGCGGUCCUGUGUCGUCUCUGUCAUCUCCUAGCGACGCAUCCAAGUCCACCAUCGGCACAGGGGCGAUCGUUGGGAUCGUGAUUGGCGCUGCCGUAGCAAUCCUGUUGACGUCCCUCGGCGUGUUCCUUCUCUUCCGCCGCAGGCGCCGGAGAUCCCAGUUCGAAGCCCACAAGACACCGCCAUCAGGCCUGCCUGCCGCUGCUUCUACCUCGCCGAUGAAGCCUGGUGGUCUGGGCGAAUAUGUUCGACCAAACAUGCCUCCAGUACCGGAAGUCGAUGGAGCGCCGGUGUCAGAGCUUGAAGGCCGGCCUGCGACACCGUGGGCGUUGCGAAGCGAGCUCGACGGCAGGGAACUUCCGAGCGAUAGAAGCUCUGCUCACGAAAAGCUCAGUAGUGAGAAUGGAGGGGCGACGCUUCACGAACUCCCAUGAUCUUCGAUGUAGUACCGAAAACAUGCAGGUCAGGCCAGAUCUGGGGAAAAUUCAGGAAGAAAAAAAAACCCUCGUCGUCGUUUCUGCAGAGCCGUUGAAGCUUCUGACUUUCUUUCAGUUUGAGACCUACCCAUUGUUCGUGACACGUCCUAUAGUAUUAUCUUUGUAUGACGGCGCAUAAGCAUUCUACUUGAUCUCCUAGGUUUUUUUACUUUUUUGUUCAGAUCGAUAAGCUGAUAUUUGCUCUUGAUAUAAUGGCGAAGACGUCGGCGGAGACGACGGUCCUAACUGUGUAAUGUAAUCAACCGUAAAGUAAUCUCUUUCACUCUCAAAUCCGUCAGCGAUGUAACGGGAUACGG